Molecule: messenger RNA, 2542 nt
Organism: Sesamum indicum (sesame)
Lineage: Eukaryota; Viridiplantae; Streptophyta; Magnoliopsida; Lamiales; Pedaliaceae
Product: ferric reduction oxidase 2
Cellular component (GO): plasma membrane
Molecular function (GO): ferric-chelate reductase activity
Source: RefSeq, a predicted model, not a curated record
UCUCCUCAUAUCACACACUACUUAUUCAUCCUCCUCCUCCUCCUCCUCUCCAACCCACUAAUUAAUUAUUCAAUUCAAGACAAAGAAAGAUGGAUCCAACAUCACCACCAGCUUCCCUGCGUGGCGCCAACAACAGCAUGAUCAGGGCGGCGAUAAUGGCGGUCGUGGUGGGGCUCUUGGCCGGAUACCUCUUCUUGUGGGUGAUGAUGCCCACAUACACCUAUAGGCAGACUUGGUUGCCCCACCUCCGAGCUCAUACCACUUCCACUUACUUUGGAACCACCCAAGGUGCAACUUAUUUGGUGUUCACGUUCCCGGUUCUACUUAUUGCUCUCUUCGGCUGUCUCUACCUUCAUCUAUCAAACAAAUCAAUACAUAUUCAUGAUCACACUCACAGCAAAGCCAACGGAGACCGUCGAUUCGCAAUCUGGAAGAGGCCCAUGAUCAUCCAAGGAUUGGGGAUAGUGUCUCGGAUUGAGCUUGCAUUUUUCCUCAUGUUCAUUGCUCUUCUUGUUUGGAAUUUGGCUAACUACUUGCACCUCAGUUUUGAAAAUAUUACACCAAAAUCAGCUGCAGAAACUGGAGAAAAACUGUGGGAAGCGAAGCUGGACACAGCGGCCCUCCGCCUUGGACUGGUAGGAAACAUAGCCUUGUCAUUCCUCUUCUUCCCGGUGACACGUGGCUCGUCGGUGCUGCCUCUUUUUGGGCUCACCUCCGAGGCUAGUGUCAAGUACCACAUAUGGUUAGGCCAUAUUGUCAUGAUGUUUUUCACAGCCCAUGGCCUUUGUUACAUCAUCUUUUGGGCCUCCACACAUCAAAUUUCUGAGAUGCUGAAAUGGGAGAAAACUGGGAUAUCCAAUGUAGCUGGAGAGCUAUCCCUAUUAGCCGGACUGAUGCUGUGGGGUGCGACAUUCCCCCGGAUAAGGAGGAAAACAUUUGAGCUCUUCUUCUACACUCAUCACCUCUACAUUCUCUUUCUCAUCUUCUUUGUGCUCCAUGUUGGCAUCAGUUAUGCUUGCAUCAUGCUCCCUGGCUUCUUCCUCUUCAUGAUCGAUCGCUAUCUCAGGUUCUUGCAAUCUAGACGAGGCGUUCGUCUCUUGUCCGCCAGAGUUCUGCCCUGUCAAACUGUUGAACUCAACUUCUCUAAGAGUAAAGGUUUGAGUUACACUCCUACCAGCAUCAUGUUCUUGAAUGUCCCUAGCAUUUCUAAGCUGCAGUGGCAUCCUUUUACCAUUACUUCAAGCAGUAAUCUGGAGUCUGAUAAGCUCAGUGUCAUUGUAAAGGUAGAGGGAAGUUGGUCUAAUAAGCUCCACCAGUUGCUCUCUUCUCCUUCACCCGUUGAUCGGCUUGAAGCUUCCGUUGAAGGGCCUUACGGACCUCCUUCAACCGAUUUUCUAAGGCAUGACCUGUUGGUCAUGGUCAGCGGAGGUAGUGGAAUAACCCCGUUUAUCUCCAUCAUCCGGGAGCUUGUCUACACAGGCGAAAUGUUGAAACUCAAGACCCCAAAAGUCCUCCUGAUCAGCGCAUUCAAGAACUCUACCGACUUGACCAUACUAGACCUGAUCCUCCCUAUUUCUGGUGCCCCAUCAGAGAUUUUCAAGUCAGGGUUGCAGAUUGAGGCCUACGUAACGAGAGAAAAACACUCGACUACUCAAGAAACAAAGCUCGUUCGCACCAUCUGGUUCAAGCCUAAUCCAUCUGAUGCACCAAUGUCUCCCAUUCUAGGCCAAAACAAUUGGCUCUGGCUCGGUGCCAUAAUCUCGUCAUCCUUCAUAAUCUACCUCAUUUUCAUUGGCAUUUUGACACGAUACUAUAUAUACCCCAUUGAUCACAACACUAAUACCAUCUACCGCUCUGCCUCAAGAGCUCUGCUGCACAUAUUAUUCCUAUGCAUUGGCAUCGUUAUCGCUGCAACCACCGUUUUCCUUUGGAACAAGAGUGGAAAUGCAAGGGAAAGUGUACAAAUACAGAACUUGGAGGGGGCAACUCCUCAGGCCUCACCAAAUUCAUGGUAUUAUAAUGCAGACAGAGAGUUGGAGAGCUUGCCUCAACAGUCACUGUCCCAAUCUAUCAACGUGCACUAUGGUGAAAGGCCUGACCUCAAAAGAUUUCUGUUCGAGCGCAAGGAAUCAAGUGUUGGGGUUCUUGUCUGUGGUCCGAAGAAAAUGAGACAUGAGGUUGCAAACAUAUGUUCAUCUGGUUUGGCAGCUAAUUUGCACUUUGAGUCCAUCAGCUUUAGUUGGUGAUUUUUAUCAUCAUUUUCUAUACAGAGAAGAUGCAAAACUGGCCUCAUUCUGCUGAGUUUGGGAUUUUUUUUUUCUGGUUUUCUUAUCUUUUUCUUGUUUCCUCUUCUUUUUGGUCGAUGAGGCUGUUCAAACACGACCUGUAAAUGGGGAAGAUAGGUUUUCUUCCUUUGUGUAACAUGCAAACAUGAAUAACACCAAAUGUCGUACCAUGUUUUGUUGAAAAAGGCUUCACUUCUAGGCGAUCGAUGAAUGCAUGUUAAAGAAUUAAUAGCAAGACAUACUAUGAAAUAUGUGUA